Pisolithus orientalis is the source of this 4443-nucleotide messenger RNA. RefSeq names its product AAA-domain-containing protein. Bases 1 to 4443 code for a protein of 1480 amino acids. The transcript is spliced from 12 exons. Lineage: Eukaryota; Fungi; Basidiomycota; Agaricomycetes; Boletales; Pisolithaceae. Gene Ontology annotation, cellular component: nucleus. Gene Ontology annotation, biological process: positive regulation of transcription by RNA polymerase II. Gene Ontology annotation, molecular function: histone binding; ATP binding; ATP hydrolysis activity. The record is from RefSeq and is a predicted model, not a curated record.
AUGCAUCCUCGUCGUCGCGGAGGGGACAGACUCACAAUAAAACUCCCACCAGCAGGCCAUCGCCAACCGGAUGAUAAUAGCAUGCUGUCGCCCGCGAGUGGCUCAGAGUAUCACGACAGCAGCGAACCCGUCGAAAUGGACGUCAACCAGGAGGAACCAGAGGAACAACAACCAGAGCCUUUCACUCAGACAAGAGGUGGUCGUCGUAUCAAACGCCCUGACUACUACGAGUCGCAGUCGGAGCAGGACCCAAGCGACCUCUUCAACAACGACAACCACGUCAUAAACAACACUUCUCGACGCAGCAACCACCAGGAUGAUGACGAUGAGGAGGACCAACAACCUCGACGCUCUACACGCUCAAAGACAAGACGUGGGUCCGGGCUUGCUGAUUUCAUCGUUUCUGAUGAGGAAGAUUCCAAGAAAUACCGUCUCCGCGAGAGACGGAAACCACCUACGCCACCUCCUCCAAAGACGUCAAGCGGUCGUGUAAGCAGACAGCCCCAGCGCUUCAUCCAUUCCGUCGCCGCUCGAGGAGAACAACAGAAGCGCCCCACACGAAAGACACGGCGCACAGCAGCCGACCUCGACGACGGCUAUGUCGACCAAGGAACAGACGGCUCGUCCUCAGAGGCAUCUUUAGCCAACGCACCACGCACAUCCUCAGACGUUGAACUGGACCAAGACGCAGAGGGUGAACCAGACCCAGACGCCGAAGGCGAAGGCGAAGUGGAAGUGGAGCAAGAAGACGGCAGACCUUACGCGUUCCGUCGACGCACCAAGAUAAACUAUGCCGUGCCACCCCCUCUGGAAGAACUUAAAGCUCCUCCUCCUCCUAGGAAUCGUACAACGGGCGGAAGAGGCGGAAAGAGGCGCGGCCCAGGGUGGAGCGCUACGGGAGCAGAGCUUGGCAGGUGGAUGGGUGUGCAUGACGACUCGGACUCGGACGUUCCUCUCAGAACUCCCAGGAGGAACCUGGGCGACGGCGCGCUGUUGGGUGCCGGGGCCAUGUCUGCCGGGGGAUUGCUACCCGGCGACUUUGCAGCUGCAACGGCAGGAACGCCCUCUAAUCUUGGUAAAAUAGGUGAAGCCGCUCUGGCCGACGCCGACCCACUAGGUGUCAACCAAAACGUGACGUUUGACGAAAUAGGUGGCCUCGACGAUCACAUACAUGCGCUCAAAGAAAUGACUCUGCUGCCCCUUCUCUAUCCCGAGGUGUUCCAGCGCUUUGGGCUCACCCCUCCCCGUGGGGUACUCUUCCAUGGACCUCCAGGGACGGGUAAGACGUUACUGGCACGUGCACUCGCAGCGACUUGUAGAUCGAAUGGCAAGUGCAUAUCUUUCUUCAUGCGCAAGGGCGCAGACUGCCUCUCCAAAUGGGUCGGCGAAGCUGAACGUCAACUUCGCCUUCUCUUCGAAGAAGCUCGCACCUGCCAGCCCAGCAUUAUCUUCUUCGAUGAAAUCGACGGCCUUGCACCCGUCCGGUCCUCCAAACAAGACCAGAUCCACGCUUCGAUCGUAUCGACGCUUCUUGCGUUGAUGGAUGGGAUGGACGGACGCGGACAGGUCAUCGUCAUUGGCGCGACGAAUCGACCGGAUGCGGUCGAUCCGGCGCUGAGGAGACCAGGCAGGUUUGAUAGGGAGUUUUAUUUCCCUCUGCCAACUGUAGAAGCGCGAGAGAGGAUCUUGGGCAUUAUGACCAGGAAGUGGCAGGGAUGGGAAGGGGAGCAAGGUGCAGAAAAUGUUAAAGGGUUGGCUAGGAUGACAAAAGGAUACGGUGGAGCUGAUUUGAGGGCACUCUGCACGGAAGCAGCCUUGAACGCGAUACAGAGACGGUACCCGCAAAUAUAUCAAUCUAACGAUCGAUUGUUACUCAAACCGGAGACUAUCGGCGUAACAUUGCGAGAUUUUAUGAUUGCAAUCCCCAAACUUGUACCCUCUUCCGCACGUUCCACUUCGACCUCGGCGUCCCCACUCCCUGCACACCUCGUUCCACUUCUUGGAGACGCCCUCGACCGAGUCAAGUCUGCGAUGGAUAAAGUCCUACCGGUGUCGAAGAAGAAGCGGUCAGCGUUGGAGGAGGCUGAGUGGGAGGAUCGGAAUGGGGAAGAGGGCGCAUUGGAAAGGGAGAUGAUAAUGCAGUCGAUGGAAACGAUGCGCGUCUUUCGACCGCGUGUGGUCAUCCAUGGUCCAGCGGGGAUGGGUCAAGCCCACAUCGGUGCAGCAGCGUUGUAUCAUUUGGAAGGAUGUCAUGUCCAAACCUUGGAUUUGGGAACGUUAAUGGGAGACUCAACAAGGACACCCGAUGCAGCCGUCGUCCAGCUAUUCGUCGAGGCAAAACGACAUCCCCCUUCAGUCAUAUACAUCCCCUCCCUCUUGAGUUGGUGUACCGCCGUGCCCGAAGCAACACGUUCAACCGUACGUGCGAUGCUCGAGUCUCUUUCGCCGACCGAUCAGGUAUUACUUCUCGCCGUCGCCGAUGGGCCCUUGUCGUCGUUACCGUCAGACGUGAAGACCUGGUUCGGUAUCACACGUGGUUCUCGUAUCGCGCUCGACCCGUCUACGCCUGCAUCCCGCGAGGCUUUCUUUGCCUCCCUCAUCGCAGACAUCCGCCGUCCUCCCAACGCGUACCCUGAUGGAAUUGCACGGCGCAAACGCGUGCUGGAGGUUCUCCCGCUAGCACCACCACCGGAACCGAGACAGCCGAGUGCAGCGGAGUUGGCGGUACAGGUUGAGGCGGAUCGGAAGGUGAUGACGGUGCUCAAAUAUCGGUUGGGGCCGAUCUUGACGGAGUUGAAGAGGAAGUUCAAGAGGUUUACUAAAAGGGCUAGGGAAGAUUAUGACUUCGAUGCUGUUAUUCCGCCGACCACCACUGUUGAGAUUGUGGCCUCUUCUUCGAACGUCAUGAUUCAGGAUGUGAACGGGAUCGUCGAGGUGACGAACAACGAGAAGGUACAAGAAGUGAUGGAACCUGACACUUCAGAACCACAACCACCGCAACCGCAACUGCAGCCGCAUCCCACCGUUCAAUUCCCCAUAUUGUAUGACAUGGACCUGGAACGGAUGCACAUCGAUCUGUACAAAGACAAGUACCUCACGCCUCAAGAUUUCCUAGACGACAUCCGGAAGAUCGUACACAACGCGACUGUGUGCGUCCAUAAAGAUCCGGAUCGGUUGCAUAAAGCCCAGGCGAUGUUGACUGCGGCGGAAAUGUCUAUGUUGGAGUUCGAUCCGCAGUUUGGGGUGGAGUGUCGGAGGAUGGCUGCGCGUGAACGGAAGAGAAGGGAGGAGAGAAGGAAGGAGAGGGAGAAAGAGAAAGAGAAAGAAAGGGCAAAUGGGAAUGGUGGUGGUGCAGAGCAGAAUGGGAACGGGAAUGGGGCGUACGCUCCGGGAACGCGUAGGAGUGCACGGCAUAAUGGACAACAGCCCGAAAUUCAGAUCACGGAUCCGCUCCAGCUUGAGAGACGGUUGAAGCGUGCACGUUCGUCUGGUGAGAUGUCGGGUGGGGGGUCGCCUGAUGCGGGACCCGGAGACGACAAGGACAAGGACAAGGACAAAGUCGAGUCUGGUACCAGCCCUAGACAGCAGAAACGGGCGCGGACGGUAUCGAGCGAGGAUGACGAACAUGAUCCGAUCGAUUUCAUUAGGCCUUGUAGUAGCUCGCAGCAGCGACAAGCGCCCAGCGUGGUCAGGUUUGCGAAUGGAGGUCAACUGGUUCAGGAAGACAUGGUAUCUACUUUCGUUUCGGAUCCGCCCCCUCAACAACGUCCGGGGGUCAUCGUACAGAAUGGAGUUGGACCGGACACGAUGGUUGUCGACCAUCAUUAUCGACCCGCCGCUUUGUCAAGUCAGGACAGCUUCAACCCGUUCCUGGUCGUCGACCCGAUACUGCCUCGGCCUCAACCAGAAAAAAUGCCGACUAUGUCGAUAUCGCGUCUGCUCAAUGGAGACACGCAUGCGUCUUCCAGUAGUCGUAAUCCCACCCCUACGCCGAGUCCUAUCCCCCCACCGCAGCAGCAGCAGAGUAACGAGCUCCCACACUUCCCACCCAUACCUUCAUUGCAUUCUCCCCCACGCACACCUGUACGCCCAUCUGCCGAUCCUGCACCUUCACAUCUAAGCGCCGAGCCAAUGGUCGUGUCUCCACCGCCACGAGAACCCUCGCGCCCGCCUACCCCUCUGCCCGACUUCCACGUCGAUGGAGAGCUCCUGUCGACUUUCCAAUAUCAACUGACAUCCAAGACAGACCAGUUUUCGGUGGAGAUGCUUGAACAGCUUCGAGCGAUAUGUGUUGGUUGCGUCUGGAGACACCGUACGGAAUGGAACAGGGACGCUCUCGUUCGGGAACUUGUCGGUGUGCUGGACGAGUAUUUGGACGAUGCCACCGCUGCCGCUGGAGACGUCGGUUCGUCAUCGUCAUCGCCUGUGUAUGGCUCAUUUUAA